Cylicocyclus nassatus is the source of this 696-nucleotide messenger RNA. The record is from the annotation of a GenBank genome assembly. NCBI's taxonomy places the organism in Eukaryota, Metazoa, Nematoda, Chromadorea, Rhabditida, Strongylidae.
AUGGCUACAUUAGCAUAUUCAGUUGGAAAAAGAAUGUUUGAGACAAAGCCAUCCACUAUGAAUGCAGAAAAUACGACUAACGAAUAUGUGGAUUUUGACACCUCUGAUGAGACAGAAACGAAAACUGGUAUUGUGGCUGAUGAUACGGGCAGUGAAGUGAUAAGAAGGCUGACGACAAUUGAAACAAAACUAGCCGUUAUCGAAGAGAGGUUGAGCCGCGUAGAGAAUAUAGAAGAGAUGCUGACUGAAAUUCUGAGUCGACUUCCUGAAACAGAAACAGGCAGAAUCUGCUACACUCAUACAACUCCUGAAUUUGUGGCAGAGCUGAGGACAUUGAAGGGCGCUAACGUCACACAAUUCGCCUUAGAUUUAGAAGCAGAAAUAUAUAAGAGCGAUUCUUUGGAGUUGGACUUGCCUGUAGGAAGACGUAAGAAAACAAAGGAUAGAGUGCUUUUUUUGAAGCAGUGUGUCAACGAAUACUACUCGGUUCCGCCACAUCUGAAGAAAGCAACAUGGAACAAGGUCCGUGAAUCAUUGGAUAGUAGAGUGCGAAGACGCAAGAGACUUCAGAACGUGUAAUACAACCCUUCUCACCUUCUCAAUGGAUUUAUUAUUUGUUGUUUCUUGUUGUUGUCAGUUCAAAAGUACUCGUGUAGAUCAUAAGUUUCCGAAGAAUGAAGUCUUAAAGCCAUAAAA